Nematostella vectensis (starlet sea anemone) is the source of this 2681-nucleotide messenger RNA. RefSeq lists its product as uncharacterized. The coding region runs from base 1076 to 1900 and encodes 274 amino acids. The transcript has 5 exons. The record is from RefSeq and is a predicted model, not a curated record. NCBI's taxonomy places the organism in Eukaryota, Metazoa, Cnidaria, Anthozoa, Actiniaria, Edwardsiidae.
AUUUCGGGGCCGAAUCUGCCGAUCCGCGAACCUAUUCACCCCCACAUUAUAGUUCUUCCUGUGAGGAACUGGUAAUUUCUGAAGGGGAAGUAAAUGGCUAUUUUCCUGAUCGAUUUUAUUUUCACGUAAGUUCGGUUGCUCAUUGAUAUCAUUUUGUGUGGACUUUGCUAAAGUCUACUCGGUCAGACAUUUCUUUCUAGAAACUUUGGUUUGCUCGAAUUUUCUUUUGGGGAAUUUCUAAAUGGUCGGUCUCUUAUUAUAUUAUCGAUAAACGUAAACCCGAAAAUCAAUAGAAAACAUCCUGCUUGGAGUACCAUCGGAUAGGAGCGGUAAAAAGCAUUUGAAAAGUUCGUAAACACCUGACAAUAGAUAUAAAAUCAUUCUUUUCGAUUUAGAUCUUUUUGUGUGCCGAACUUCUUGAAAACGAAUGGUCUGCUGACAAGGGAGAAAGCAAGUAUCGCGAAUGACGUCAUUGAACACAACACUCGCCUCAUCACAUCACGAGCUUGUGUUCUGCUUUUUGUUAUGAAACCAUAUUCUCUUCCCCUCAGGCGGCAUUCUACCGGCCAUGGCUGGAUUAUUCUAGCGUCGGUUAUUAUCAAAACGAGGGUAAAUAGCAACUUUCACGUCUUCUAUCCGGCUGAGUGAUAAUAUAAAAUGUCGCAAUAUCUUUACCUGCUUCUUACAUUGUGCUGAUUUCCAUACUGUUUCACACACAAGGUUUAUCUAAGCAAAAAACAAAACAUUUCCCUGACUAGUAACACUAGCCCCAACAAAUACAAUUUUCAUAGAAAAAAGUGAAUGAUCAAAUUGCAGAUAACGUUACACAUGCAAUUACAAGUCACGUCCUACCGCCACAUUUGUCACGUGACCCUAUAUCACGUGACACAGUGUAUUUGUACUGUCUGUUGCUCUGGGUAAACAGAUUGAAGGACCGUGUCUAAGGACGAGACCCUUACGAUAGAGACAAGGUUUCAAUCGGUUUUAACAUCGAGUAUACUUCGGGCGCAAAGCGUUAUAACACAAAGGAAGAUAGUCGUGGCGCUCGCCAGGGCUGCAAUAAGCCUUCGCAGCUAUGGUUUAUUGGAUACAGCGGUGGACAAGGAUAUUUUCUUUACAAUGGUCCUAUGACUCUCAAGGCGAGCUCGAUGCGCUAGAGGAUAUUUUCAAAGCGCCGGACUGGGACGAGCCUGCCCUCAAGCCCGCUCUCUCGUGUAUUCUUGCUCCCGCGCUAUGCGCCGUCUACGGGAACUCCAAGGAGUGGCUGGCAGACGAUGGAAGCAGCGAAUGUGGAGAUGACAGUUCCAAGGAGCUCUCGUGUAUUCAGGUGAAUAUUGAAUCGGUGGAGGAGGACGAGCCAACUCGAUUCUUUUUCGACGAAGACGAUGAUGAAGAUGAAUACUGCGGCUCUACGUCAUCAUCUUCCUCGCUUAGUCCCAGGCCCCGUCCUAGAUCACCCGAGCUCCUCUACCCUCCUAUCCCGACACUCACCGCGGUCAAGGAAAGGCUUCCUGUGUUUUUCAACUACAAAUACAGCUCUAUUUUCGUGUCGGGUUACGAGGCGGAGCGGCAAAGAGGCGAGAAGCGGAUGUUCAAUAAGGACGUGGCAAUGAGACUCGCGGAAAGACGGUCUUCCUAUGCCAAGAAAAGACGAGAGGUGGACCGGGACGAGUGUAUCAUUAUUGAGAAUGAGAUUGAUGAUGCUGUGGAGUCGAAACUCCGGCAGCUGCAACUCGCGGAUGAGCUUGAAAGAGAAGGGACACUCCGGCGAGCCAAGCUACUAAGGCGUUGCGCUGCCAUGGCCGAGGUACUCGCUAAGGAGCACGCAGAGUCUAUCAUUUGGCGCCAAAAGUUCGAAGAGGCGGCGGGCGCGGUAUUUGGCAACAAACAAUUUAGCUAAAAAGCGCGGGAAAAGUAGAAAGACCCGAUUGAGAGACGCACAAAGUGGGCUGUCGUGCUUUAGGCGAGAGAAGACUCCGUUGGGAUAUGAUGAUGGAAUCAACAUCGCUUUCUUUAAAUGAGAAUCCAUCCGCCGGAAAGAGAAAAGAGGAUUUAAGGAACAAUCCUCGAACUAUAGGGAGUAGGGAGACGGUGAGAGAAAUUCAUUGAUAGGACGCAACAUUUUCUGAUGAAUUUUGGGAUGAUGGGAAAAACCUCGUAUAAAGUGACACUUUGGGCUAAGCACAGAGAUCAAAUAAUACUAAAAUCCGGGAUUUCCACAGUUAAACUUGAGACUGAUAUCCCAAAACAGCGCGCGCGGUCCACAGAAUUUGGCGGGAAAAUUAAGAAAAGUGCAAAUCCACAAAAGAUCAAUCAAAAUGAUUACCAUGUGGGAAAAAAUUGGGAGAUACUUAACAGCUUAAGUACUUUAAGUAGAAAAGCUGGAACCGACGACAGAAAGAAACACUUUCAAAUCGAAAAGGAAAACGAAAAGGUUUUUUUUAACAUUUUCCCAGUUAGCAUUUCGCGGUAUCAUUAUUAUUUAAAUUCUAAUGCACUUUUAUUAGUAUUUUAUAGAACACCUAAAAGCAGAGCAGUGUUUUGCCUGAAUAGGUCAUCAUAAUUUAGGUACAAAAAGUAAAGCCAAAGAGACGAAUGAAACACUCCAAAACGAAUAAAACAUGUUUUGCAGAUUUUUAUAAUAUUUAUAUUUAGUGUAAAUAAAGAAUUUAAAACUCGGA